Molecule: messenger RNA, 939 nt
Organism: Bombyx mandarina (wild silkworm)
Lineage: Eukaryota; Metazoa; Arthropoda; Insecta; Lepidoptera; Bombycidae
Molecular function (GO): galactoside binding; carbohydrate binding
Source: RefSeq, a predicted model, not a curated record
AUGCCGGUUUUCACCGCCAACAUACCGGGAUUACUAAAAGUUGGCGACAAAAUCGAGAUAGGUGGCAAAAUCAAGGAGAAUGCAAGAAAGAUGUCCGUGAACCUUUGCGCUCAAGAAGGCGAGGAGCCGAGGGAUGUGGUUCUCCACUUCGACGUGAGAUUCCACCGGGACAACAUCAUAUCGCUGUCCAGGAAGAACGGCAUUUGGAUCGGAAGCGGAAAUUACGACACCAACUACAACAUGUUUGUUCCUGGCACGAUAUUUCGGAUAGUCUUCGAAAUCAAGGACACGGACGUCAUCACGAUAUACUGCCAGGGGAAGUUUCAUUCGAACUUCCUCCCGAAGAUACCACUCAACAUGGCCAAAUACAUUGUGGCCUGGGCGGACGUAGAGAGGAUCUCGCAUUGUUAUUUUAAUUUCGCGAACAAAACGGUGAGCGGUGAUGAGGCCGGAGCGCCGGGCGCCUUCGCCCCCCAGUCCCCUAGACCGCCACUGGUCGUCGGUGACGUGAAAAGAUGUCCAAGGGCCAAGAAGACUGCGACAGGUUCGCCAAAAAACCGCUCGUCGAAUGAAAGCUCUGACGAGGAGCUUAAAGUUAGAGUUAAAACUGACGGAAGGCCGGACCGGUUCUUCUACGAGACCCUGAUGUGUCAGCAGACGGACCACCCGAAGUUCGGGUCUCCGGAGACUUGUAAACAGAGACGCGAGCCAAGUCUGGGGAGGGAGAACUUGAAGAAAUACAGAGAGACAUCGGAUACGGAGAAGAAUGAAAGUGAUGAUUACUCUGAGGAGAUAGCUUCGAAGAACAUGGAUUCUUCUGUCGUGGAGUCCGACGGUGUGCUUCAAGAGCUGGGCAUCAAGAGGAGAACGAGGAGGGGGAAGUUUGCGCCGUUCGCUCAGGUCGUCAAUUUGAUGGGAAAGUCGUCUAAGAGAAAUUAG